CAGUAUUCCUCUAACUUUCAAACUAAUAAAACAUUUUUAUAAAAAAGAAAUCGAAUUUUAAAACAUUAAAUUGUAACGAAUUAGAAAAUCAUAAUUAAAUCAAAAGUUUUAUAAAAAUAUUAAAAUAAAAUUAAAAUCAUGAAUAAAAUAUUUUUGACUGCAGUGACAUUUGUUUCAAUUUUUGGAAUUAUAAACUGCCAAGUGCCCGCCCCAGGAAAAUGUCCAACCGGAAUUACUGUUGUAUCUGAAUUGGAUGUCGAAAAGUAUCUUGGUACAUGGUACGAACAUUCAAAAUAUCCAGCAAUUUUCGAAGUUGGUGGAAAAUGUAUGCAAGCUGUUUAUGGUAAAUUCGAAAAUGGCACCGUUUCAGUUGUUAAUUCACAAAUAAAUAUACUUACCGGAGCCAAAUCAAGCAUUGAAGGACAUGCUGCACUAACAGAAGAACCAGGAAAACUUAUUGUUAAUUUUCCAAGUGUUGGAAAAAUUGGGGUAAAAUCAAAUUAUUGGGUAUUAUCAACUGAUUAUACAACUUAUUCGGUCGUUUAUUCCUGUAGUAAUCUAUUAAAUGAGAAAAUGCAUGGAACUAUCGUGUGGAUAUUAACACGUGAGAGAACACCAUCACAAGAAGUCAUCGAUAAAGCUUACAAAGUUUUAGAUGAUAAUCAAAUCAGUAAAUUAUUGUUAUUGAAAACUCAACAAGAUAAUUGUGAUGCAUAAAUGUGUACAAAAAAAAAAUGGAUGUAUGUAUACUUCCUUUUGGAGUUGAAGUUAAAAACAAUAAUUAUGUUUAAUUGAGAAUGUAAUUUUUUAAUUAUUGUUAAAUAUAUUUACAUAACGUACCUAAUAUAGCGAAAAACGAA
Molecule: messenger RNA, 860 nt
Organism: Condylostylus longicornis
Lineage: Eukaryota; Metazoa; Arthropoda; Insecta; Diptera; Dolichopodidae
Product: apolipoprotein D-like
Exons: 6
Coding region: 139-717 (192 amino acids)
Molecular function (GO): pigment binding
Source: RefSeq, a predicted model, not a curated record